This is a messenger RNA of Poecile atricapillus (Black-capped chickadee), 2039 nucleotides long. RefSeq names its product small integral membrane protein 3 (gene SMIM3). The record is from RefSeq and is a predicted model, not a curated record. Bases 1069 to 1248 code for a protein of 59 amino acids. Lineage: Eukaryota; Metazoa; Chordata; Aves; Passeriformes; Paridae. The transcript is spliced from 2 exons.
AUAUGGCCGGGUGUCUCUGCUUUCAGCCAAGUGAGCACAACUUACUAACAAAGGAUUGUCCCUUAAAAACAGAAUCCUACUACAUAUCCAUAAAUUCUUUUACAUAUUCAUACAUUUUUCUUAGGAUUUUUGGUGUUCUUCUGUUUAGUUUUCUCUUUCCCCCUUUCCAAUAGAUCAAUCUUCUUGGCGCCAUCGAGAUUUACAUUCCCUGAUAACAGAAAUGCAGUAGAUUCCUCCCCCAGAACUCUGGUCAGGCGGUCUUCAUCUGGAUAAGAUAGUUUACGAACGCAGGGGGUCUCUAGCUAUCUUUUUCAGUCUUUGAGUUAUACAAACUAAAGUAGUUUUUCUUUUAAUAGUAUGCCAUAGCUUAACAUAUAUGUAUUAUAACACUAUUUAUAAGUUUCAUCAAUAACAGAAAUAAACUAUAUUAAUACAGCUAAAUUUUCUAAUCUUAUACAUAUAAUACUCAUUAUAAUAUUUGCGAAAAGCCAAAACUAUGAUAUGCAUUUAUAACAUCUCUGCCCGUGUCUCUGUAAAGCCCCGUGCCCGAAUCCCCGGGGAGUGCGGGCACCUCGCUGCGGGCGGCUAUGGAGGCUCUGGGUGGUCUUGCCCUGGCCUCGGGGGCCAGUGGGUGCCUGUGAGCCCUGAACUGAGCACAGGCAGGAGGGGGAUGGAGUAGGGAAGACCCUUUGAUAAGGACUAAGAAGUGAAAUGUCCCCAAGGUCCUUCCCUGAGACCUUCGAGUUCAGCUCCGGGGGGUCUCCCCCAGUGGAGAUUCUGGGGUGGGAUGAGAUGGAUUGUAUUCUUAUUUCAUUCUGCUGUAGAAAAAACCUCUUGCCGUGCCUUGCCUUUCAUUUCUUUCCUUCCCCUUCCUCCUAUCCCCUUCCCCUUCUUCUCCCCCCUUGCCGUCCCCCGCGGGCCGGGCCGGGCCGGGCGGGGCCAGGCGGAGUCUUUUUCUCCCGGCGGGAUCUGCCGCUGCUGGAGCUUCCCGCAGCCGCUGGAGCAGGAGCCGGGUUCCGAGUGGGUGCCGCAGCCUGGCAGCGCCGCGGGUAAGGGGAUGCGGGCAGGAUGGACCUCCCUCACCUCACGAGUCCUACCGACCUCCCCAAGCACAUCCUGGAUAUCUGGGUCAUCGUCUUGAUCAUCCUGGCCACCAUCCUCAUCAUGACAGCGCUCGUGCUGUGCCCAGCCACUGCCGUCAUCAUUUACCGAGUACGAACGCACCCCACGCGCAACGGCGUCGUGUGAGGCACGGGCAGUGGGGGACGCUGGGCUGGGGACUGCAUGGGACCCUGUGCCAGGGACCUUGACAGGGCACCCUGAGAGCUGGAGCCUGAGCAGGAGCUGGCAUGGGCCAGCACCUGAACGUGCUCCUGUACCUGGCUCUCACUGGGUACCCCCUGCUCAUUUUGCCCACUGAGCUCACGGGGACCGUGGGGGAAAUGACAACACGGGCAGCAUGGGGAGAGCUGUGACUUUGCAGACGUGUCCAGCUGGAAAUAUCUCACUCCCAUGACGGAGGCAGGCUGGUGUUGCUUUCACAGUCUGCUCCCAGGCAAGCAAUAAGGAGUGGAAAUGCCUGACAAAGUUAUUUCUUCUUUGGAGUCCCAGCUGUCAAGGUGGUUGGGGAAAAAAGAGUCAAGAUGGAUGUGGCUUCUGGCUGUGCAUUUAGCACUUGGCUAAAAGCAUCGAUGACAGAGCUUGUGCUGGCUGCACAGCAGACGUGCAGCUGGCACUGGCUUAUCUAUCCAUUAUCUGCUGAAAUGAUAGGAAAAUCCUGCAGGGCUCUUGGUUCCUCUGUGUCUUGUGGGGCAGAGGAGUAUGUGGUUCCUGCCUGUCUGCACACUGACUGCACUCCCCACUUCUGAUAGUGAGAGCUCCCACUGUUUGCCCAGCACACCAGCCCUGCUGGGGAGUCUGUGCACGCCUCACCUGGGCAGGUAAAGCGGGAGGAGCAGGUUUGUGCCCAGCCACUGGCAAGGGAUCAUGUAAGCUCUUGUACUGCCCUUUGUUAUGAAAUAAAUGGACUUUAUCCUUCA